This is a messenger RNA of Triplophysa rosa, 4677 nucleotides long. It is a transcript of the gene larp6a, whose product is annotated as La ribonucleoprotein 6, translational regulator a. Gene Ontology annotation, biological process: RNA processing. Gene Ontology annotation, cellular component: nucleus. The record is from RefSeq and is a predicted model, not a curated record. Gene Ontology annotation, molecular function: mRNA binding. The transcript has 3 exons. The coding region runs from base 17 to 1903 and encodes 628 amino acids. Lineage: Eukaryota; Metazoa; Chordata; Actinopteri; Cypriniformes; Nemacheilidae.
AAACGCGAGUGAAGUAAUGUCCGCUGUUGUGAACGCGUUCUUGCGGUGCGUCGCGUUCCUGCUGCCGCCCUCUUGGCUUCAGUUUUGCUGGUGGGUUGGGGAGGCGUCAUGGCCCAAUCCCAGAGCGCGCUUCAAACGCACAAAGCCUCUUACAUAUGAGGAAGUAGCAGCUCAAGACUACCCCGAGCUCGAGCCCGUCCCCUCUGACAGCCCCGCGUCCGAUCGUUCUCCGUGGCGCAGAUUCUGGACGCUGUGGUGGUCCGCCGCGGAGAGCGUCCUCACGGCUCCCUUCGCUCUUCGCAAAAGCUUGGGAAGUUUGUUUCCGCCUUGCGGCGUCGCUCUCGACUCUCAGUGGAGCGCAGAGACUACCGGAGCCGCGGAAGAGGACGCGUUCACGGCCGCUAUCAUGAGCGUCACCGCCGAGCAGCAAGCGACGUCCGUGGACACGCACCUGCGGGAGAUGAGCGCGCCGGUGACGAUCACCGUGGCGAUUCAAGCCGCGGAGGACGAAGAACCGGACGAGGAACCUUCGGCCAACACCAUCGAGCUGCACACGGGCAGCGGCAGCGACGACGAGAUCGAACGACACGACAAGUCCAGUGGUGCCGGUACCAGUGGCGGAGAACUUGAAGAAGAGAGCUGGCAACCUCCUGAUCCAGAGCUGAUCCAGAAACUGGUAGCGCAGAUUGAAUAUUACCUGUCUGAUGAGAACCUGGAGCAUGAUGCCUUCCUGCUCAAACAUGUCCGCCGCAACAAGCUCGGCUUCGUCAGCGUAAAGCUGCUCACCUCUUUUAAAAAGGUGAAGCACUUGACGCGGGACUGGAGAACCACAGCGUACGCCCUGCAGCACUCAAACCUGCUGGAACUGAACGAAGAGGGCCGUAAGGUGCGUCGCAAAGGAACGGUCCCGGUUUUCCCAAGCGAGUCUUUGCCGAGUCGCAUGUUGUUACUCAGCGAGCUGAAGUGUUGGCCGGAGCUGGGCUUGGCCCUCGGAGGGGAAGGCAGCAACGGAGGCAUUGGAACGGGUCCGACGCAACAGGAGCGGCUGAUGGAGCUUCUUCUGAAGGCCUUUGGAAAUUACGGCACGAUCGCCUCCGUGCGGGUCCUCAAACCUGGCAAAGACCUGCCGGCAGAUCUGAAGAAACUCAGCGGACGCUACGCUCAGCUGGGCACGGAGGAGUGUGCCAUUGUGGAGUUCGAAGAGGUGGAGGCUGCCAUGAAAGCCCACGAGGCGGUCGGGGGACAAGGGGGAGGCAGGGGGGCGUUGGGCCUUAAAGUAGUUCUGAUCGGUACCAAGCCACCCAAGAAAAAGGUACUGAAAGACCGGCCGCGAGAAGAUGCCGCAGGCGGCAUGCGGAAGAGCCGCUCUCUGAACAGCCGUGUACGGGAGCUGCAGUAUCACGGCGACGACUCUGCUGCGAGUUCUUCAGAAACAGAAAGCAAUCCCACGUCUCCGCGCUUGGCCCGCAAGUCUCGGUCCUGCAACAAGCUCAGCCCCACCAGCGCAGGACCCAACCACCUCAGCCCGGUCGUCUCCCCGCGCUCCAGCCCCUGGAGCAGCCCACGGGCCAGCCCCAGCACCCAGCGCAAGACCCACCACUCCGGCAAGUCGCUUCUGGUCAGCGAGGGCAGGUUGAGUCCUGAACCGGGACGCCGUUGGGCAGACUAUUCUUCAGACAGCAGCCUGACGCCCUCGGGCAGCCCCUGGGUCCAGCGCAGGAAGCAGGUGGCCAGUCAGGAGAGCAGUCCCGUUGGGAGUCCCAUGCUUGGCCGAAAGAUCCAGAACGCAGACGGUCUUCCACCGGGUGUGGUGCGGCUCCCCAGGGGUCCCGAUGGCACACGUGGGUUUCACUUUGGUCCCUCUGGUGGAGAUGGAGGCAAGACUGCAUUGACCCAAACCUGACUUUAAUACUCGCCUGUCCACUCUCAUCCCACAGAAGUGUUGCUCACUAGACCCUCAAACUCUUGAUGCUGUUCGAAUUGUCAUCUCUGUAGGACUGGCCUGGUUUCUAUGAUAUUUUUUGUUAACGUUUUAUACAUCUUAAUUUGACUCAUUUUGGACUUGGUGGUAUUACAAGGGAAGCUGUUUUGAAAGCAUUUAAGUUUUAAAUUGUCCCCUUACUUUUGGUGUUGCUGUGAGGAACUUUAUUGAUAGAGAAUUUCCCUGGUUCUGUUUUUUUUUUUGUGCCCAAAAACAUUACAGCGUGCGUCUGACUCUUGUGUGUAGAUGUUGUAAAUGUGUUUCUGGUUACAGGUGCGCGCGGUUCACGAUUAAGGCCUUCAGUUCUUAUCUCUGUAACGCUACAUGCUGUUCUUCUAAAGUGCGGCUAUGAUCUCUUAACCUUCAUCACUGGGCCAAAUGAUGAUCCCCAAUGAAAAUAUUAGUUUUAUUUGCUUUAAAUAAGAUUAUUUUCUGCCUUUAGACAUGUUUCUCGUUUUAGUGAUUUGGGAUCUGUUUAUUUUCCUCGAGUCGUCUUGGCUUCCUCGGAGCGCAGCUGAAGAAUGUUUGAGGUUUCUGUACUGAGCAAAAAAUGCCCUGAACUGAGGCUGUUCACAUUCUGCUUCCUAUUGUACAAAUAAAUCACUACAGUCGCAGUCAUCUGCUGUGUUGCUUAUUUGGUUAGAUGCAGUUUUCUUGUGCCUUUGGCAGGUUUGUUUCGCAUGUUAAUUUGCAUUGUCAUUUGUACUUUAAAGUCAGUGGUUCCCAAAUGGGUUUGCUUCGACACUACAUUUGGCAUCAAUUCAAUACCAAACCGUUUCUACCAAUCUCUAAACGUUGAGAUGUUAAGAUUGUGAUCUUCAAAGGCCCAACAGUAGGCGAAAAUUAAUGUUGGCUAAGUAACAAAAGUAUUUUAUGUAAAUUCAUGAACAUCAGCCUUUUCUCGAGACACACACUAGGCUGGUUUUUGAAUGAGUGUUAGCCAUAGUACAAAGUGACAUCAGUUUGUGCCAAAAUUCAUGAAUCCUGAGGAAGGGUUUUCUCCCUUUGUUGAAAUUAUCUAUGCAUUUUAUUAUGGGCAUUCAUCAUUGUAUUGCCCCGUUAUCAGAACAGCCCAGUGUCCUGUGUCAGAUCCUCAGAUGCAAAUGAAGCAUUUGAGUCAUAACAGAGGAGGUCAAAUGGCAUUAUUUUUCCUCUGUCAUGUCAAACUGAUCACUGCUGUUAGUAUGGCUUCAUGUGUGAGCGGAUUGUUUUUAAUCUCUGAAGGUAUAAACUGGUAAUUCAGCUCCAUUACCUUCAACAUCAUUUGAUUUGACUCGGUGUGAUGUAAAGCAGGGGUUUUGGCCCGCCAGCAAAAAAUAUCUGGCCCGCGCAAGCAGAGCAUGUGAGCAGAGCGCCUUUAUGAAAAUUCUGCUCCGUUCGCUCAAUCUCAGAGUCGCUCGCUCAGCCCUCUUGGUGAGUACUUUUUUUGCUGCUGGAUUAUUGUCCCAUGUCCACCGCAUGAGCCUGAAUAAUGGCACAAUAGCAACGGCAUGCGUCAACAAACGCCUCGUCCAUUUGCGGAGGUGCGCGGGCGACACGGGCUCAUUUCAGUUAAAAAAAAAAAACAUUUAUAUUUAUUUCUCUUAAGACAUCAUGUGUCACUUACCUAAUGUAACAGUUGCUUUUCUGAAAUAAAACCUGAAUAAACCUCCGGCCUCGGCCGAACAAAUGUGAUCUCCGGAGGACGCAUACAGCCUUCAAAGACGCAGCUACUUUGUCCAAGUUUAUUAAAGUACAUUCUAAAAUGCUGUAACGAUUGAGGUUUGAAGUUUUAAGACCGCAUUUCCCCUUGUUUUGGUCUGUUUUUCUUUAGAGCCCGUUUCUUUUAUUAACCCCAGUAAUAAUAACGGUGUCAUAGGGCAUUUCAUCUUUUGUGUGUUUAUUUUGAAUGUUGCACUAUGGCAGCUAUAUGUUCACGGAAAUAAAGUAACAAAAAUAAAAUAUACUUUAUCAGUUAUUAUGCAGUUAGUUUAGGCACUCUUUAAAUAAAAAAUGACACAAAAUAUUGGCUGUAAUGUCACAGAAUGUCGGACUGAAACAUAACUGCUCUUUUUCAGCCUACUAUUAAUAUUUCGCUCUAUGACUGCGCUUCGCUCAGUCGCUCACCGGUAAACCAAAUCCCACUCAGAUCCCACUCUGACAUAAAAUGUGUCUACCCAGCAAACACAGAACGUUCCUCUAACGUUAGUUUUUGGUUCCCUUUUGGUUAUUUAACGUUCCAAGAACAUUCUUUUCAGGUUUUAUUUUUGCAACCAAAAAUAACGUUCCCAGAACGUUGCAGGCUGUUUUUUUAAAUAACCAGAAAAUAACGUUCCCUGAUGGUUAUUUUUUGGUAACUUUUUUGCAACCAGAAAAUAACCAGAAAGUAAUGUUCCUUGAUGGUUAUUUAUUGGUUCUUUUUUUGCAACCAGAAAAUAACCAGAAACUAACGUUCCCUGAUGUUUUUUUUUUUUUUUCAAACCAGAAAAUAACCAGAAAACAACGUAAACUUAUAUUUUCGUGAUUUUCGACUGAUUUGACACAUCGAAAUCAACAGACCAUGAUGUAAGGACUGAAACUCAGGGCUUUUGAUUGUUAUAACUAAAGACGGAGCCGUGCUAUACUUCUGUGGUAAGACAAGAAUAUUGUUAGCCUGAAGAUAAUUAAAUGUUUAUUCUUCUGUCAAUAAAAAUCUGCUUUAAAUAUUGUGUUGAAGU